CUAUCAAGACAAAGAACGCUGUCAGACAAAGAAAAAAUGGAUGACCUAAAAAUUCACAAUGUAAUUUAAAAGAAACCAGUAAAAUGUAAAAACCAAAAUAAUAAAUAUAAAUAUGCCGAAACUCAAUACAUCAAACAAUCCAGAAGUUGACCAGAUCUAAAAUUCAGACGAAAAAAAAUCUAUAACAUACCAACAUGAAGGACGAUGAUGAGGAAGAAGAGAACACCUUCGGGGUUACUAGAUACCCGUGCAUGCCCUCUCUGGUAGCUCUGCAGCAGAUGAGGAACAGACUCCAUCUGGCGUUCCUCGGUCGAAAGCUGAUGAAAUGGACUAUGUUGGCCAGCGGUCGAGAACUAAGGCGACUUGCGAUCGAAUUGGAUGGGGUGUACAAAGGCUUCGCCGAAGAACUUAGGAACGCAUACAUCCAGCUAGCUCGCUCUCGAUACUAUCAUGCAAAUCUCAACGAAAUGGUACUCGAAGAUAUACCCAAAAAAGCUGGAGCAAUCGUGAUACCUUCAACGAAGUCGGUCUCUGGUGUCAAGCUGUGGCAGUACGUUCUAGAAGAGACUGAAUACAAGCCUUAUGUCCAUCUGGGUAUAGGAAAGGGUGGUCAGACCAUUCUCGAGACGAAAAAGGCAUGGCUAGAACUACUGAAGCAUUUGAUUACGAUGAUGACACUACGGACCAGUUUUCGGAUGGUCGAAAUAUCCAACAGGGCAGCUACCAAGAAAUUUAAUGUAUUAUCAAAGUUGGUAAUACCAAGAGUGAAUCUUAGUCAACGGUAUAUUAUAUCCGAGCUUGAAGAAAUGGAAAGAGAGGACAACUUUCGAUUGAAACGUUUUAAAGAAUUAAAGUUAAAGAAAGCUGGCGGUGGUGAAGACGAAAAGAAUAAAAAAAAGUGCACUGUGUGUAAAAAUUGUCUCACCUGCUGUAAUUGCAAUAAUGUUGAUAGAGAAAAUACUGUUUCUGAUGUUUCCCCUACUGAAAAGUCUUCAAAGAGUAAUAAAGAAAUCUCGUUUAAUGAUAAUGAAGACGCAGUGUUGUAUCCUAAAGAAUGCAAUGCAACUGAAGAGAAGAAACUAUCAGAUAGAGACAUAUUAAAAUCAGAAGCAGGAGGGGAUAUAAUUCAAAUUGUAUGUCCAAAUUGUCAAGAGUGCUUAAAUGUCAAUAAAAGUGCAGCUUCCGUUAGUAUUUUGAAAAAAGAGAUUGACUUAGAUAGUAAAGAAUGUUACUCAGGCGUUUGUGGAAGACAAAUUGGAGAUGACUUACCUAAAUCCCAUUGUUGUUCGCUGAACAAACUUCAAAGUACAGAAAAGGAAAGAGCAUUUUGUCAAAUAUGCAAAAAUAAAAAUGAUGAUUUCAUCAAUGUGUCACAAAAUUCUUCAGCUGUCUCGAUUUGUUGUUCGCUCAAAAAUGAUGCAGAUUCAGAAAAAUCUUACCCUUGCUUACCUACCUCGAAUAGCAAUAUAAAUGAAUAUCCAGAUGGUUUUAUAUUGGAGUUACGACAUACUUGUGAUCAAUGUGAACAACCAAUGCAUCUUGCGAUUGAGGAGUCAUCAAACACUUCAUUGUGCUCUAAAUGUCGAAGCCAGCAGAUUAGAAUGGGCAACAUUAAAAACAAUUUUAAUACGGAUAACAGCGAUUUAUGUGCAAAAUGUAAGGAAGAAUUAUUAUCGAAGCCAUGUAGUUGUACAAGUACAAUGCAAAGCGUUAAUGAGGUGGUGCAACCCGAAGUCUCUUCACUAUGUUCACUCUGUCGAGUAGAAUCGAAAUGUAAUUUACAAGCCAUAAAAUCUUUCAAUCUACGAGAAAAUAAAUCAAUAUGCUCAUCUUGUAUUCAGCAACUUCAAACUAAAUCUAGCAACUCAGCUAGUUGCCCUUGCAUUAGUGAACCCAAUAGCAAUUUGAAAAAGGUAAACAGUUUCCAAGACAAUUUAUGCGCAUCUUGUAAAGAAAAAUCAGAAAUUAGGAUUCCCUGUGCUUGCUCUAAUGAUGCAAUAGAAGAUAAAGUUUGCGGUAGAGAUAAAAACCAUAACUUUGGACGUAAAUUCGAUAUAAUGUGCAUAAAUCUUAAUAAUUCCUGUAUUGAGGCAGGAUACAAAAAAGGUAUAGCUGCUCAAAAAUGUUCUAGUCACUCAGAAUUUAACAAAAACUCUAACCAAAAUUGUCAUCGUUGCGGUGUAUCUAUCAAAAAAGAAAGUAUGGAACAACAAAGUCAAUCAUCAUGUUAUGUUUGCGGAAGACCCAUAAAUAAGGCAAGCACUUGCGUAAAAGAUAAAAAUAAAGUCAAUGACUGUUCCCAAAAAAGUGCUUCAUCACCAAAAUUUGUUCAGGGAGCAUCUGGAACAGAAAAUCAAUCAAAUUUAAAACAAAAUAAGUCCACUCUAUGUAUGCCACUUGGUAAAGGCUUGAAAGUCAAGUUGCCACCACUUCAAACAUCAAUGAACUCAAACACUUCAAUGCAGUCAAAAACUGGACAUAAAGCGACUCAUAUGGCAUGUGGAAGCGCGAAUUCGUUGUUAUCUUAUAUUGAAAUAGAAUGCUCACGUUCAAACAUACAAACAGAAAAAAAAGAAGGUAGAAUGGAAAGCUGCCCAAAUAAAAAUGAAAUAAAUAUUUGUGGUUCACACUCAGAAGACGGUGGUGAAUAUUAUUUCAAAAUGAAAAUUGUCCCGAGAGCUGAGUGCGAUGCAAGUAAAGGUGGUACUGAUAUUGUACAUAGUUUUAUUGAAUUGAUGAAGAAACAAAUUCUACCAGAAAGUAAAUCUAAGGAACAUACGUAUCUCAACACUAUUUCUAACAAAAUAUGUCAAUCGAAAAUAGAUUAUUGUGCUUCUCAGGAAACUCCUUCAAUGUGCAAUUCUUCAAGUGUUAUAAGUCAGAUGUCUGAAAGUAAUAAUAAAUCUUCGUGUACGUGCAAAGAUGAAACUCAUGAAAAAGAUAAUUACCUAAUCACUUCCAAAUCCAGUUCACUCAACAAAAGUCAAGAAGAGAAAACAGAUUUUAUUCCUUCCAAAAACCUUCAUACAUGUUCGCAUGUAUGCAGUGAAUCUAGUUUACAAAAUCAAUCUUGUGAAACCAAUAAUAAUAAAUUUUCAUGCUUGUGCAAAGAUAAGAAUAAUAAUAAUAAUAAUUAUAACUAUUUUACAAUUGACACAAUCAAUAUCAAUACUCAACAUAAUGAAAAGAAAGAAAUUUCAAAACAUAGCCUUAACUCUCACUCUUCUCAAUCAAAGGCUAAUGAAAAUUCAAAUGAAGCAGAUAAGAAUAACUUAUGUAAAGUUUGUCGUGGACAAAAACAAGCCAAAAAGUGUUGCUCGUGCGAAGGUAAAAUGCAGAUUUCCUGCAAUGAUUGCAGGAAAAAUGCAGGCAGUGAAAUUAAAAAUUAUCAAUUCAGCUUCAACGAAAAGAAAAUAGAUUGUUGUGCUUCCAAAAACAUUCCAACAGUUUCGUGUAGUACUAAUAGUUUAAGAAGUCAAUGCCCUGAAACUGAUAAAAAUAAGUCUACAUGCACGUGCAUAGCAAAGGAAAAUGAAAACAAUGAUUAUAACGAGUCAAAAAUUAAUACUAUGGUCAUUAGUACUCAAAAGAAGAAUACCCAAUGUACAUGUACUGAACAGAAAGCUAUGCCUAUUCAUAAUUGUAAUGAACAGACUACGCAAAUAAAUACGAAGGAAAUUUUGAAAGUGACUAGCGAAAACAAUUGUAGACUUUGUAAUAAAAAAAUGGAAGUAAAGAAUAAUUGCGAUUUCAAUGCUAACAGGAAGACAUGUAGUGAUUUUUCAAGCAGAAAAAAUCAAAAUAAGGAUACAUUAUCCAAAUCUUCCCACAGUAAAAGAAACUGUGUUAAAUGUGGUUCUGAGUUUAAUCCACAAAGAAAAAAUCCAGCAACAGCUGCAUUGCAGAGUCAAAAACAUGAUUACGAAAAGUUGACAAACUGUACCAAAUGUUCUUCAUCAAGAAAGGUGUACCAAUCCGCGUGCCCAAUUCAUUCUUCUAAAAAGUCAAAUUCUUCUCCAAUCUUAUCUACCUGCUCACAUUUUCAAGAGAAAGACAGCAAUAAAAUGUCAGCAAGUGGUUGUAAAUAUUCUUCACUAUUAAAUUUAGAAUCACAGAAAUCUCCAGGUGGUAAAAGUCAGUCUUGUGAAAAGUCAAAUACCUCUCUCUUAGAAUCUAACUGUUUACGCUGUCGAGAAAAAGACAAUGAAAUGUCGACGCAUGGCUGUAAAUGUUCUUCAAUCACAAAAACAGAAUCGCAAAAGACUCGAGGUUGUCAAAGUCAAUCUUCCACAAAAUCAAGUACCUCUCCCAACGAAUAUAAAUGUUCACGUUGUCAAGAUAAGUACAUCGAAAAGUCGUCACAGGGCUGUAAAUGUUCUUCAAUCACAAAAACAGAAACGCAAAAGACUCCAGGUUGUCAAAGUCAACCUUUCAAAAAGUCAAACGCCUCUCCCAGUGGAUCAAACUGUUCACGAUGUUCAGGAAAAAAAGUCGAAAAUUUUACGCAUGGCUGUAAAUGUUCUUCAAUCACAAAAACAGAAUCGCAAAAGACUCCAGGUUGUCAAAGUCAAUCUUCCAAAAAGUCAAAUACCUCUCCUAACGAAUAUAAAUGUUCACGUUGUCACGAAAAGUACAUCGAAAAGUCGUCACAGGGCUGUAAAUGUUCUUCAAUCACAAAAACAGAAACGCAAAAGACUCCCGGUUGUCAAAGUCAACCUUUCAAAAAGUCAAACGCCUCUCCCAGUGAAUCAAACUGUUCACGAUGUUCAGGAAAAAAAGUCGAAAAUUUGACGCAUGGCUGUAAAUGUUCUUCAAUCACAAAAACAGAAUCGCAAAAGACUCCAGGUUGUCAAAGUCAAUCUUCCAAAAAGUCAAAUACCUCUCCCAACGAAUAUAAAUGUUCACGUUGUCACGAAAAGUACAUCGAAAAGUCGUCACAGGGCUGUAAAUGUUCUUCAAUCACAAAAACAGAAUCGCAAAAGACUCCAGGUUGUCAAAGUCAAUCUUCCAAAAAGUCAAACGCCUCUCCCAGUGAAUCAAACUGUUCACGAUGUUCAGGAAAAAAAGUGGAAAAUUUGACGCAUGGCUGUAAAUGUUCUUCAAUCACAAAAACAGAAUCGCAAAAGACUCCAGGUUGUCAAAGUCAAUCUUCCAAAAACUCAAACGCCUCUCCCAGUGAAUCAAACUGCUCACGAUGUUCAGGAAAAAAAGUCGAAAAUUUGACGCAUGGCUGUAAAUGUUCUUCAAUCACAAAAACAGAAUCGCAAAAGACUCCUAGUUGUCAAAGUCAAUCUUCCAAAAAGUCUAAUACCUCUCCCAACGAAUAUAAAUGUUCAAGUUGUCAAGAAAAGUACAUCAAUAAGUCGCCACAGGGCUGUAAAUGUUCUUCAAAGGAAAAGGAGGAGUAUAAAAGAGCUCCAGGUUGCCAAAGUCUGUCUUCAGAGAAGUCUAAAGCAUCACCCAAUCAAUCUAACUGUUCACGUUGCCAAGAAAAGGGGAUUGAAAAGUCGACGCAGUAUUGUAAAUGUUCAUCAAUAAGAAAGGAAGAAACUCAAAGUGCUACAGGUUGCCAAAGUAUAUCUUCCAAAAAGCAAUUAUCUGCCAUCCAAUCCAACUGUUCACGUUGUCAACAAACAGAUAUCAAAAAGUCAACGAGUGGCUGUAAAUGUUCUCAAACGGCAAAGGUGAAAUUCCAAAAUCACACUGAUUACCAAAAUCAACCUCUUGAAAAAUCUUGUCCCCUACAUCAAAAAGAAUCAGCCUGCAAUUGUACGUCAACUAAAAAAAUGGAAAACCGAAUAGAUACUUCAUCAAAAACAGACUGUUCAUGCAAAGAUUCCGAGAUGUUCACAAAUACAUAUAGCUACACAUCAACUUGCAAAAGCGAUAAAUAUUCCUCCAAGACAGCCAAAUCAGAUGAAAGUUGUCGUUGUUCAUCAAGCUUGAAGCUAAGAGUAUCAGAUGAGUGUGCAAGUAGCGGCCAUUCCUCUAAACUUUCAAGAGAUUCUAGCGUAAAAUCUUUCGGAUCGUGCUGUGACUCUCAAACUAAAGAUGCAUCCACUCAAACACGACGGUCUGAUAGGUAUGAUGUGAGGGACUUGCAGAUGUUAACAUUUUUACGUGAUGCGCGAAAGGUAACUUGCACUUGUAGAUCUGAACCAAUUAUACGAAACCCUACAUCUAAACCCAUAUACCGUUCUAAAUCUAACCAUAGUGAUUAUGUAUGCUUGAAACAUUUAGAAAUCGAUUAAAGGCAAAUUUUGUUUAAUUUCUAUAAAAAAAAACCCAAAGGAUUCUUUUUUGUAAUGUAAAUAAAUAUGAAAUCCAAA
Molecule: messenger RNA, 6329 nt
Organism: Leptidea sinapis
Lineage: Eukaryota; Metazoa; Arthropoda; Insecta; Lepidoptera; Pieridae
Exons: 6
Coding region: 195-6251 (2018 amino acids)
Cellular component (GO): vacuolar membrane; proton-transporting V-type ATPase complex
Molecular function (GO): proton-transporting ATPase activity, rotational mechanism
Source: RefSeq, a predicted model, not a curated record